Molecule: messenger RNA, 781 nt
Organism: Morone saxatilis (striped sea-bass)
Lineage: Eukaryota; Metazoa; Chordata; Actinopteri; Moronidae
Product: phosphatidylinositol 4,5-bisphosphate 3-kinase catalytic subunit beta isoform-like
Exons: 5
Coding region: 137-781 (214 amino acids)
Source: RefSeq, a predicted model, not a curated record
UCAGCCAGGCAGCCGGAAGAUGCAGUGUCCCAGCCGCUAUCCAGACACCCCCAGCGAGGAGCAGAGGCACAGGAAAUAAGAGACUUCAGAAAACAGCAGGUCCUUAUGGUUGAGGUGGUGUGUGGUGCCCCUUGCCAUGCCUCCUGCCAUGACAGACCUCCUGGACAUAUGGGCGGCCCACUCGCCCCUGGCCGGCCAUGCUCUGGACCAGAUCACUGUGGAUUUUCUGCUGCCCACUGGUAUCUACAUCCAGAUGGAAGUACCACGCGAGGCCACCAUUCAGCACAUCAAACUGCUUUUAUGGAAGCAGGCUCAGUCAUUCCCACUGUUUCCCGCCCUGGGCGAAAUGGAGAGCCACAUGUUCGAGUGUGUCAACCAGGCAGCCGUUCACGAAGAACUGGAGGACGAAACUCGCAGGCUGUGCGAUGUUCGCCCCUUCCUGCCGGUCCUCAAGCUGGUGACGCGCAAUUGCGGCCGGGCAGAGCGCCUGCUGGACUCCAAAAUCGGCGUGCUCAUUAGCAAGGGUCUCCACGAACUCGAUGGCAUAAAUGACCAGGAGGUGAAGGACUUUCGCAGUAAGAUGUUUCGUAUGAGUGAAGAAAGGAUGCAAAAAGUCCAGAUGAUGACGUGCAUGGAGUGGCUGGAGGCCUGCUUCUCCCCACAGCUGGAGCCCGCACCAGGAACGGCCAUCACCGAUGGGCUCAAUGACCGGCCGACCGACCUGAAAGUCAUCAUCCACUUCGACCAGUCUCAGGUGAGAGUCUGUAGUCCAGUGCUGUAA